AUGAAUAUAAUUAAUUAUUUUAGACAUUCUCAAAAUUAUUCUUUAUAUAAUAAUCCAAAUCCUAUAUUUCAUCAAGUCAAUGAUUUAAAUGGAUCUCAAGAACCAAACAAUAAUAAUAAUAAUAGCAGUAAUAAUGGUAAUAACGGUAAUAAUAAUAAUAGUAAUAAUGGAAAUCAAAAACAAUCAUCAUCAUCAUCAUCUCAAUCAUCAACCUCUCAAUUACAACCAUCACAAACACAAUUAUCAAUACUUCAACAAAAUGGAAAAUAUAAUAAUGGAAAUACACAAGUAAACCGAACAAGUAGUUUUACACCUUCACCAGUGUUGUAUAUGACACCAAUGGCACCAAUCGAUUAUGGUAUUUCAGACGAUAUGUUGAUGGAAGAGAAAUUGGAUGGUGGUUGUUUAUCUGCAACCUCUAGUCCUGCAUUUCCUUCGAGUGAACAAGAUGCAGUUGUUCCUGAUUACAUUUCAAGUAUGAUGAUGUCUUGUUUAGACUCUGAACUCUCCAUUAAAUAUGGUAUUUCAAGUUUCCAAGGUACUCGUAGAUAUAUGGAAGAUAGACAAAAAAUUAAAAUUGGUUUUGAUAAUAAUCCAAAUGUUUCUUUAUUUGGUGUAUUUGAUGGUCAUGGUGGUUAUAAAUGUGCAGAAUUUGUAAAGAAAAGAAUUGUACAAUAUAUGAAUAAAUUUUUAAAAGAGAAUAAAACUGGAUACUCGAGUGGAAAGAAUAGUAAUGGGUCAUCGGCAGCUUCGAGUCCAGCAAUGUACGAGUCACCAAAUUGGCUAAAGAAAAAUGUGAUUGGGUGUGGUAGUUACAAUGAAAUUCAACAACGAAGCGAGUUUCUUCAACAAGCGUUAUUUAGUACCUUUCAAACACUGGACAAUCGUUAUUACAAGAAAUACAGACAAAAGAAUGAAAGUGGAACUACAUGCUUGGUGGCACUAUUAUCUGCUCCUCCAAACCUUCAACCUCUGUUGAUUGUAGCCAACGCCGGUGAUUCACGUGGAGUACUGUGUCGCAGUGGCAAGGCAAUUGCGCUGUCAUUUGACCACAAACCUGGUAAUCCAAAAGAGAAACAACGUAUCAAUACGGCUGGUGGAAAGGUCGAAUGGGAUUACUCUGAACGUAUUUGGCGUGUAGCAGGUGUAUUGUCAGUGUCACGUGGUAUUGGUGAUAUUCCACUUAAAAAAUGGGUUAUAUGUGAUCCAGAGUUUGUAGUCAUUCCACUUAAAUGUAUAUCACCUAAUAGUCAAGUAGGUGUCAGUAGUGGUGGUGGUGGUGGUGGAGCAGGUGCCAACCUUCGAAACAGUGGAAAGUUCUUUGGUUACUCUUCACCAUUAAGUGUCGGUUCGCCACUCACCCCAUCCAAAUUAUCGUCAUCUCCAUUCAGUCCCAAACUACUGCUCUCACGUAAGAGCAAGCGUCAUUCAUCCCCUCUCAAUACCCACAACCAAACACCUGCUGGUUAUGCAGCAUCCUCUCCCAUGUCUGGUGCUUCAAAUCCUUUGUCACCAGAAUCAUCAAUACCAUCUUCACCAAAUUUUAAUAAUCAUUCAAACAACGUACCAACAACAACAACAACAACAACUAGUACAUCAGACGAUUCAGUUGUACCAGAUAUUGAUAAUAACAAUCCAAUUGAAAUUGUCAGUCAUCAACAUCGAAAUCAUUUAUCAAAUUCUUCGAGUCCAAACUCAUCACCAAAACUAUCUAGAAGACAAUCAGUUGGUGUUGUUAAAAAGUCAGCUCAACCAAGCUCCACGUCCUCUAACCAACAAGGAAGUUACAAUAUUAGUAAAAACAAACAUUGUUCUCCAAUGCAACCAGCCACACCAAAUAUAGAAUUGGAUCAAUAUUUUGUUGUUGCUACCGAUGGUAUUUGGGAUGCGUUUACCAACCAAGAAUUGAUUGAUUUCAUCAACAACACCAUCUAUGAUAUCUACAGUACAAAGAGAUUGGAUUGGGAUCCAACAGAUAUUGCUAAACGAGUCACAAUGGAGGCUUGCAUUAGAGGUAGUGGUGACAAUAGUACUGUCAUCAUUGUCAAAUGUUUAUCUCAAUAA
Messenger RNA from Cavenderia fasciculata, 2064 nucleotides. Its product is annotated as protein phosphatase 2C. Gene Ontology annotation, molecular function: protein serine/threonine phosphatase activity; cation binding. The transcript is spliced from 2 exons. Bases 1 to 2064 code for a protein of 687 amino acids. Gene Ontology annotation, biological process: protein dephosphorylation. The record is from RefSeq and is a predicted model, not a curated record. NCBI's taxonomy places the organism in Eukaryota, Evosea, Eumycetozoa, Acytosteliales, Cavenderiaceae.